Molecule: messenger RNA, 978 nt
Organism: Pelobates fuscus (common spadefoot toad)
Lineage: Eukaryota; Metazoa; Chordata; Amphibia; Anura; Pelobatidae
Product: olfactory receptor 5P64-like
Exons: 1
Coding region: 1-978 (325 amino acids)
Biological process (GO): G protein-coupled receptor signaling pathway
Cellular component (GO): membrane
Molecular function (GO): olfactory receptor activity; G protein-coupled receptor activity
Source: RefSeq, a predicted model, not a curated record
AUGAUUGAUAUUUGCUGUGUUUUUGAUUUGCAGGUAAUGACUGGGAAGAAUCAGACCACAGUUACAUAUUUUGUUCUCCUUGGGUUUCCAAACCUCCACAGUCUCAGUAUAUUACUUUUCCUCCUAUUUCUUCUUCUAUUCUUCUUAACGGUCGCUGGGAAUCUCCUGAUCAUUUUCUCUGUGUUCAUCAGUCACAAUCUUCACUCUCCUAUGUACUUCUUUCUCAGCCAUUUGUCCUCCUGUGACGUACUGCUCACCACAGCAAUUGUCCCUUUGAUGCUCAGGGUUAUCAUCGCAGAAGGCGAAUCAAUAUCAUUUUUGGGAUGCAUUACUCAGUUUUACGUUUUUGGUGCCCUAGCAACUACAGAAUGCCUGCUCCUUUCAGUCAUGUCAUAUGACCGAUACAUGGCUAUAUGCCAACCUCUGCGUUAUGCCUUUCUAAUGGAUUCCCGUAGGUGCUACAACCUGGUCUUCUGGUCAUGGUUUACAGCCUUCAUGGUCAUGUUGAAUACAGCCAUACAAAUGUGCAGGUUGCAGUUCUGUGGCCCUAACGUCAUCAAUCAUUUUUUUUGUGAUCUUAACCCUCUUCUUCAACUUGCAUGUUCCGACACAUCCUUUGUUGAGAUACAGAACUUAAUAACCGGCGGUCCUGCUACUUUCCUGCCCCUAUUGUUUAUCUGCGGCACAUACAUCUACAUAUUUAUCACUAUACUACGGAUUCCGUCAGCAACUGGCAGGCAGAAAGCCUUCUACACCUGCAGUUCUCACCUCACAGUUGUCAUCUUAUAUUACGGCACUCUGAUUGUCGCUUAUCUCCUCCUAUCGAAAGAGAACUCUUUAAAUAUUAAUAAACUUCUCUCCUUGUUAUACACAGUGGGGACUCCUUUAAUAAACCCUCUGAUUUAUAGCUUGAGGAACAAAGAGAUCAAAUCUGCUCUACUCAAACUAGUCUACAGAAAAACCAUGGGACUAUCAUAG